AAAAUAGUCUCAGCGGGUCAGGGGCUUGUCAUCGAUAAGCAAAGAACAGCAGCGGCACUAGUCAAAAAGAUGGGAGUGGAGAAGGAAGUUUUGAGGCCCGGAACCGGUCCCAAACCGGUAGCCGGUCGGAACGUCACAGUCCACUGCACUGGUUUCGGGAAAAAUGGUGAUCUCUCUCAAAAGUUUUGGAGCACAAAGGAUCCUGGACAGAAGCCAUUCAGCUUCAAAAUCGGCCAAGGUUCUGUUAUUAAAGGAUGGGAUGAAGGUGUGCUGGGAAUGCAAGUGGGAGAAGUUGCUUGUCUGCGGUGCUCUCCGGAUUAUGCUUAUGGUUCUGGUGGGUUUCCUGCUUGGGGUAUUCAACCUAACUCCGUCCUAAUUUUUGAGAUCGAAGUCCUGAGCACAGAGUGACAACUCUCUUGGUAAAACCAUGUGGUUUGUUCUGAAUAACUUGCUUUGAAGGAGUAGCAUGUACGACUAUUAUGAUGACGUAUAUGUUAUCUUUCGAUUCUUGGAGCAUAAUAUAAAUGUUAUUUUCGAACUCUAGAUUGCUUAUUUUAAGUUAAUACUGAAGUCCUUAUGGUGAACAUAUUUCAUUUCUGCUUGGGGGUCUUCAUAUAUGUUCCAAUUAAUGGUGUACAUGCGGAUGCGGUUAUUUACAAUAUCUGCAUUUGCAGCUAUAAAUAUCACUUUUAGAUA
This is a messenger RNA of Alnus glutinosa, 696 nucleotides long. RefSeq names its product peptidyl-prolyl cis-trans isomerase FKBP12. The transcript has 5 exons. Gene Ontology annotation, molecular function: peptidyl-prolyl cis-trans isomerase activity. Bases 70 to 408 code for a protein of 112 amino acids. The record is from RefSeq and is a predicted model, not a curated record. Lineage: Eukaryota; Viridiplantae; Streptophyta; Magnoliopsida; Fagales; Betulaceae.